UGCCCCUAGCCAUUUCUAUCGAACGUAAACCCUAGACAGUAUCUUUCUUUUCUCCAUCUCCCUCUCUCCCGUACGCGGCAGGGCAGCCGGCCGGCGAGCUCCCCUCCGCGCUCUUCUCCCUUGCGGCGGUCCCGAACGGGAUUCUCCUACUCUCUCCUCCCGCCGCCUGCGCUGAUCUCCCGCGAGCAGGAGCGCGGUCGCUCCUCACCGUUGCAGGGGAAGCAGGUUGUGCAGGAGUCCAGGAACUCAAAGAUGAACAAGGGCAAGAUUUUCAAGCUAGCAAAAGGAUUCAGGGGAAGGGCAAAAAACUGCAUAAGGAUUGCUAGGGAGAGGGUGGAAAAGGCAUUGCAAUAUUCAUACAGGGAUCGGCGCAACAAGAAGAGAGACAUGCGGUCUCUUUGGAUUGAGCGCAUCAAUGCUGGUACACGACUCCAUGGGGUGAACUACGGUAAUUUCAUGCAUGGACUGAUGAAGGAGAACAUCCAACUCAACAGGAAGGUACUUUCAGAGCUGUCAAUGCACGAGCCAUACAGCUUCAAGGCUCUUGUUGACGUCUCUCGCACUGCAUUCCCUGGAAACAGGCCUGUUAAGGAGGGACUAGCAAGUAUUCUUUAAGAAAAAAAAUCCCCAAUAAGUUGUUUUACCUGUUACAAUCAUGUCAGAAUGUAGCUGGUAUUGUUGCCUGAAGCCUAACCUUACAGAAAUUGCACUUGUCAUACUAUGUAAUUCUGUUUGGUAAGCUGUGGAACAGAAACAUCUAGUUACAUGUGUUCUUCUUACCCGUUUCUUUUUAGGAGAAUGUGGUCUGUUUACCUUGGAUAAAUAUAACAGAGUUGAUUAUAAA
Molecule: messenger RNA, 844 nt
Organism: Oryza brachyantha (malo sina)
Lineage: Eukaryota; Viridiplantae; Streptophyta; Magnoliopsida; Poales; Poaceae
Product: 50S ribosomal protein L20-like
Exons: 3
Coding region: 253-615 (120 amino acids)
Biological process (GO): ribosomal large subunit assembly; translation
Cellular component (GO): ribosome
Molecular function (GO): rRNA binding; structural constituent of ribosome
Source: RefSeq, a predicted model, not a curated record